Molecule: messenger RNA, 1575 nt
Organism: Mollisia scopiformis
Lineage: Eukaryota; Fungi; Ascomycota; Leotiomycetes; Helotiales; Mollisiaceae
Product: cytochrome P450
Exons: 2
Coding region: 1-1575 (524 amino acids)
Molecular function (GO): monooxygenase activity; oxidoreductase activity, acting on paired donors, with incorporation or reduction of molecular oxygen; iron ion binding
Source: RefSeq, a predicted model, not a curated record
AUGUCUCUCAUACUCUUGAUCUCCAUCGUCCUCCUAAUCUGCUAUUUCAUCUCCCAUCGUCUAUCCCCUGAACCGGACCCUCGUGAGCCACCAGUCAUCUCUCCACAGCCUCCUAUUAUAGGCCAUCUUCUAGGUCUCCUCAAACACCAAGUUUUCUAUUUCGAGAAACUCGCCGCUCGCUCGUCAACCCCGGUAUUCAGCAUUUGGAUAUUCAAAUACAAAAUUCACAUCAUCGCCGACCCAAACAUGAUCUCAGCAAUGCAUCGACACAGUAGUCCAUCAUUUGAUCCUAUAAUUAUAGCCAUUGCCGAAUCUAUCGUUGGCGACAGUCCAAAUGUCCUAAGGCUUAUGCAUGAUCCGCCUCCUGGGGCCAAAGAGACAAACCACUAUAUGGUCGACACACAUGCGAGCCUACAUGAGAGUGUGGUACCUGGACCUGGACUAUGGGAGAUGAAUAGGAGAGUCUUAAGGAAAGUGACCGACAUUGUAAACGUUAUUGGUAGCGAAUUCGAGGAGAAAACACUCUGGUAUUGGCUCUGGGACUCAUUUACGAAAGCUACUUCCGAAGCUCUGUUUGGUUUUCAUCACCCACUGGUAAAGGAUUCGAGCUUGGUGCAAGCAGUCUGGGAGUUUGACGAAUCCCAGACUACGACAAUGCUCGUGUCGAGAGCCGUUCAAUAUUUUCUGCCCUCAGCUGGUCGCAUGUUUGUAGCUCAGUCACGACUUCGAACUGCUUUCAAAGAGUUCUACUCCGAUCCAGAAAAGUACAAUCAUCCCUCGGUCUCCGCGCUUGCUAAGAAAAGGAUGGAAGCCAACCUCAAGCAUGAUGUUCCAAUGAACGAGACCGGCAACGCAGCACACUCUCUCCUCUUUGUUGCCACAACCAACGCAGUUCCAACAAUAUUCUGGUUUCUGCUCCUUCUCUUCUCAAAGCCCGCUGUAGUCACUGAACUGCAAAUUAAUCUCGAAGAAUCAGGAAUCGUCUCGUUCAUCGGCACUAAAGAAGGCAAAAGAAAAAUGCGAAUCGACCACACCAAAUUCUACGAGAAAUGCCCGCUCCUGAUUUCGGCAUACAAUGAAGCGAUGCGGCUCACCAAUAUCCAAAGCGGCACAAGAGUCAUCCUCGAAGACUUCAUGCUCGGCGCCGGGGCCGGAGAAGACCAAGAUCAGAAACGACAAGGCUAUCUUCUCAAGAAAGGAAGCCUUCUGACGACACCAGCAAGGAUCACGCAUCUGUCUCAGGAAGUGUGGGGCGAUGAUGUAGCGGAGUUUAAGCCUGAACGAUGGCAAAAUUUGACUAAGAUGCAGAAGCGAGCGUUUAUCCCAUUUGGUGGUGGCAAGCAUCUUUGUCCUGGGCGAGACUUUGCCUUUGCGGAGAUAGUGGGGACAAUGGCUGUCAUGUUGUUAGGGUUUGAUGUUGUGGGGAUGGAUGGGGAGGCUAUCAAAUUGCCGGAGGGGAAUGAGAUGAAGUUUGGGGUUGCGGGUCCGGAUGAGGAGGGUAAGACGAUGAAAGUGAAAAUUAGAAGACGUGUCGGUUGGGAAGAUGUGAUUUGGGAGUUUGGUGCGAUGGAUUAA